UUAAAAUAUCGUGCAAACCAGAAGUCUAAAGAAAGAAUUUUGAAAAGAAGAAAACUUAGAAAAUUUUACAGUGGAAAUAUAUUUUAUAAACUCCACAUCACUAAGGACGAUCAUUAAGCAUUAGUGUUGCAAUACCGAAGUGCAUUUUGGGAUAGAUUCGUGUGUGAUUCGUGCAUUUAUUGGUUGUGUUUAAUUUGUCUUUGCAUUCGUCUGCAUUUUGAGCAAAACAAAAGCCAACAAAACACAAUAUACCAUACCAAAGUAUUGCGAAUACGUAAAAUCAAAAAGUUGCAUAUCCAACAACAAUUACGUCUAAAUUGCAUCAGCAAGCAAAAUAAGUGUAAGAGUACAAGUAGAAACUAGAAGGUAGAAAGCUUUUAAAUACCUUUUGAAGAAAAAGUGAGCCAAGAGGAAGGUAUAGGAGUCAAAUAUCAAAGCUAAUAGUGAAAAGACAACCCACUAUUGCUAACUCUCUUGUUCACAAUAUAUCUGGGAGAUAUUGCAACUACGCGUAUACCCCACAGCAGCGCGCAGGUCUUUAGCGAAAAUAAGCGAAAACUAUUUCAGAGUAAUCAAAAGCUGUGAGAGCAUUUACAACGUAUUUGCGAAAAACUAAUUGCGGAAGCAAAUAAAAAGUGAAAAAAGUAGAUACCUCGUAGUACAAAAGCUAAUCAAAGAGGGAGAGAUGGAGAAAGAUUUGAAUGGUGCAAUGCAGAGCAUGUCUAUUAAUAGCAACGGCAGCGCAAUUGUCAAUGGCUGCUGUCGCGGCUCCGACUGCAUCGUCAGCGACAAGCUUUCGUGCCACAGUCAGCAACAACAAUUUGGCGGUUGCAGCAACCUGAGCAACAGUCAAAACAACGGCCAUUGCGUGGCUUGCAAGUGUAGCGGCAACAUUAAAUCCGCGGACGAGACAGAUAACAUACACGUUGGCACAUUCGGCAACGGCGCAGUUGGCAGCGUAGCCAAUGUUACAUCCAGUUUUUCGUACAAACCGACAUCUGCGCAGCAGCUACAGCAACUUCAGCAGCAGCAACUGCAGGCACAGCCACAAAUACCAUUUCCACCAUACGCUAACGCUAGUGUCGCGGAAAAAUACAAAAUGGUUCACGAGUUAUGUCAGCAAUUAUUGUUAACGGACGAACAAAUCAAGGAAUUAACUUAUCGCAUCCUGCAUGAAAUCAAGCGCGGCCUCAAUAAGGACACACAUGCCAAAGCCGAUGUCAAGUGCUUCACUACGUAUGUUCAAGAUUUGCCCAAUGGCAACGAGCGUGGAAAAUUCUUGGCUCUCGACCUUGGCGGUACCAACUUCCGUGUGCUGCUCAUUCAUCUUAAGGAAGAACACGAUUUCCAAAUGGAAUCACGCAUUUACGCCAUACCACAACACAUCAUGAUUGGAUCCGGUGAGCAACUCUUCGAUCACAUCGCCGAAUGUUUAGCCAGCUUCAUGUCCGAACAUAAUGUAUACAAGGAGCGCCUACCACUGGGUUUCACCUUCUCCUUUCCUCUGCAACAAUUGGGACUCACCAAAGGUCUAUUGUCCACUUGGACGAAGGGCUUCAAUUGCUCUGGUGUGGUGGGUGAAGAUGUUGUACAACUUUUAAAGGACGCCAUUGCGAGACGUGGAGAUGUACAAAUUGAAAUUUGCGCUAUCUUAAACGAUACCACAGGCACACUCAUGUCAUGCGCCUGGAAAAAUCACAACUGCAAAAUUGGUUUAAUUGUGGGUACAGGAUCGAAUGCUUGCUAUGUUGAACGCGUAGAAGAGUGCGAGCUGUUCGAGGGCGCAGAAAACGGUAAGCCACAUAUGCUGAUUAACACCGAGUGGGGCGCUCUGGGCACUAAUGGUAUGUUGAACUUCCUACGCACCGAAUUCGAUGAUGAAAUUGAUAGACACUCGAUCAAUCCGGGCAAACAGCUGUUCGAGAAAAUGAUUUCUGGCAUGUACAUGGGCGAACUGGUGCGCUUGGUGAUUGUAAAAUUGGUUAAGGCAGGCAUACUCUUCAAUGGACAGGAUUCGGAUGUGUUAAUGACACGCGGCCAAUUCUUCACAAAAUAUGUGUCUGAAAUCGAAGCCGACGAACCAGACAAUUUUACCAACUGUCGCAUGGUGUUGGACGAAUUGGGCCUGAAUGACGCUACCGAUGAGGACUGCGCCAAUGUCCGCUACGUCUGCGAAUGUGUCUCGAAACGUGCAGCGCAUCUAGUAUCCUGCGGCAUUGCGACCCUCAUCAACAAAAUGGAUGAAAAGAACGUGACCGUAGGCGUUGACGGUAGCGUAUACCGUUUCCAUCCGAAAUUCCAUUCGUUGAUGGUGGAAAAGAUCACAGAACUGGUCAAGCCAGGCAUUAGCUUUGACUUGAUGUUGUCCGAAGACGGUUCCGGUCGUGGUGCAGCGCUUGUGGCGGCGGUAGCGUGUAGGGAGGAUAACAUUAUAACGAAGUAGAGGCAAUCAGCCGUCAAAAAGAGUAUGUGAGUACGCCAGCAAGCGAUAAAAAGGCGCAAGCUACCAGUGCCCCCCCUCCCCUACACAACAUAUGUAUGUAUACAUCUGUACGUGAAUUAGGCUAACGCUGACACGCCAACACAAUAACAGUAACGUUAAUUCUUAUAAAAAAGUGGCGGCCGUCACACAAUUUAAAUAGUAGAAGUAGUGAUGUAACAAAAACAACAAGAAAACCACAAAAAAAAACGAAACAGAAACUAUGAUGCAGCAGCAAUAACA
This is a messenger RNA of Anastrepha ludens (Mexican fruit fly), 2722 nucleotides long. It is a transcript of the gene Hex-A, whose product is annotated as hexokinase type 2. Bases 686 to 2443 code for a protein of 585 amino acids. Lineage: Eukaryota; Metazoa; Arthropoda; Insecta; Diptera; Tephritidae. Gene Ontology annotation, molecular function: ATP binding; glucokinase activity; mannokinase activity. The transcript has a single exon. Gene Ontology annotation, cellular component: mitochondrion; cytosol. Gene Ontology annotation, biological process: glucose 6-phosphate metabolic process; intracellular glucose homeostasis; glycolytic process. The record is from RefSeq and is a predicted model, not a curated record.